Messenger RNA from Cylindrotheca closterium, 543 nucleotides. Lineage: Eukaryota; Bacillariophyta; Bacillariophyceae; Bacillariales; Bacillariaceae. The record is from the annotation of a GenBank genome assembly.
AUGGUCUGGUGGGGAUGGGUCUUGCUAUGGAUCGUUCUGUCAAACCUUAUUCUUUAUUGCUUCCCUCAAUUAUUGGCAGACAUCGUGCAAUUUUACACUGAAUUGUUCAAGUGCUUUUUUGGAUCGACACAACAACAACAACAGGACCCAGCAGCACCUGGCUCAUCCAACACGGUGGCACUCGAAGAAGCUGAUGCCCUUCUAGCGGAAGAAGGCAAUGUCUUCGCGCAACCCCUACCUUCGGCACCCAACUUGGAACAAAGAAGCCAGGAAUCAGCACCUGACGAACCCAACGCGGUGCUAAUCGAAAUAGCGGAUGUAGCCCUUGUGGAAGACGAAGAUGUCAUGGCACACCAACUACCUUCGGCACCUAACUCGGCACAUCACCAGGAAUCAGCACCUGACGAACCCAAUGCGGUGCCAAUCGAAAAAGCGGCUGUAGUCCUUGUGGAAGACGACGACGUCAUGGCGCACCAACUACCUUCGACACCCUACUACCCUGAAUUUAUAUCAAAAUCUGUCACUCCCUCUCUCAAUGGUUGA